GCUCCUCGCCAAUGCGCUCGCGCCAGCUGGCGCGCGAGGAGGGGGCGCGGCGGCGCCGUCGAUCGCGGCGGUGGACGCCCCUCGCCCCAUCACCACCAUCGGCCCCACCACCGCCACCGCCACCGCCACCGCCACCGCCACCGCCACCGCCUGCCAGCGCCACUUCACCCUCCGCCGCUGCGGCGGCGGCAGCGCCCGCACUGGGAGGGGCGGCAGGGGCGUUCGUGGACGUUCCGACCACUCAGAUCCGGCGGAUCAUAGCGCAGCGGCUGAUGGAGUCCAAGUGGGGGUCGCCACACUUGUACGCCGAGGCAGAGGCGGACAUCGACGCCACGCUGCAGCUGCGCAAGGAGCUCAAAGGCAAGUGGGGGGUGGCGGUAUCAGUGAACGACUUUGUCAUCAAGGCCGUCGCCAUGGCGCUCGCCCACGUCAGCGAUGCCAAUGUGCACUGGGACGGCAAGGCGGGGCGUGUGGUGAGCAACAGCAGUGUGGACAUCUCCAUUGCCGUCGCCACUGACAAGGGACUCAUCACGCCCAUUCUGAAAGAUGCGGAUAAGAAGUCGCUCGGAGCCAUCUCCAAGGAGGUGAAGCAGCUGGCGGAGAGGGCCAGGGCGGGCAAGCUGCAGCCGCAUGAAUUCCAGGGCGGCACCUUCAGCAUAUCGAAUUUGGGCAUGUAUGCGGUGGACCGCUUCUCCGCCAUCAUCAACCCGCCUCAGGCGGGCAUUGUAGCGGUGGGCCGUGCGGACAAGGUGCUGCGCCUGCCCGCCGAGUCCUCUGCAGCAAGCGCACAGCUGCAGGUGGCGAGCAAGAUGGAGGUCACACUCUCUGCAGAUGCGCGCGCCCUCGAUGGCACCACGGCAGGCAAACUACUUUCUGAGAUCUCAGCAAACCUCUCAGACCCUCAUCGCCUUCUCAUUUAG
Closterium sp. Yama58-4 is the source of this 920-nucleotide messenger RNA. The record is from the annotation of a GenBank genome assembly. NCBI's taxonomy places the organism in Eukaryota, Viridiplantae, Streptophyta, Zygnematophyceae, Desmidiales, Closteriaceae.